AGCAACUACAGCCUAGAAAGAACAUUAGCAUGGUUCCGCAGUUGCCCCAGAGUAACAACUAUGUGCACACGACCUUCGUGCUGCUGGAUCUAGGUUACCUGUCGGAGCGAUUUGAGAAAGUGGACCCAGACAACAUGGAAGCGGACCACCCACAGCGCCCCCGCACGCCGACGGAGGAGUUCCACCGCUGGCGGAUGGAGGCGGUGCAGAAGGUGCAAGAGAAUUUUGACAUCCUGAGCCCCCAGCAGCGCGACGAUGAGCGCCUGAUUCAGCUGCGACACGUGCCGCUCACCUCGCGGCUGGAGCACUUCUAUCGCAAGAAAAAACUGUUUCACUCACAAGCAGAAAAUGGAACACAGAGCUAUUAAUUUGUGUUGCUAGUACACCUGCAAGACAUUGGAUUUUCGAACGUGUUUUCCCUUGGGAAGUGCGCAUGGCAAGUUUUCUAUGUCAUGUAGAACGAACUUGUGAUGCGAAACUCGCAAAAUUGUUACAAUGAAACACUUCUUUCUCACGAUAAAUUCCGCAGCGUUUUCAAUCCAGCCCCGACCUCUUCAGUCCAGACGGAAGACGCGGCUCCGGUAUUCUGUGUAAAUCAAACGUGGUCCCCACCUCGUGGUCCCCAUAGUGAAGAGGGCACUUUUGCUAGACAGGCCAAGAACAAGUUUUUUGACGGUAUUUUUACAAGUUCGGGUCGUGGUCUCUAGUGUACUAGUCGUGGUUAGCUAGAGCAGUCGCAUAUCCCUAGUCGAGCAUGACAAAUUUAUAUUCCAGAUAGAAUGCAAUUGCAAAAAUAAGGCUCAUCGCUCAUACAUUGUAGUUAUCGGGCUGGCGAUGCGGAUGCGAAUAAGCAUUUUAGGGAUGGAAAUUUGCAUGACAGCUAACUAUGGGGCCUACCUUGUGGGGACGACGUUUUUAAUUCAGGGGAUACCCGAAGAUCGAGGCAUUUGCGGCCACGGACGACCAGGUUUGGCGCAGCGUGCUGCUGCCGAUCACACAACUCGAGCGCGAUUUCUUGGCAGAUGCGGACACUAAGAAGGAUCCAGCUGAAAUCGCUAGGGCCAGGACGACCGAGUUCUUAGAGCACCGGUUUAGCAUGGACGGGUUGAUUCAACUCGCCGAGCACGAGCGGACGCACCUGGUUUUCGCCGAGUUUCCGUUCGAAAAGCUGAAGCAGUGCGCGGAGCGCGGUCGCGGCUUUUUGGAAGGUGGUAUCAAAAGGAAAAAUUACCCCUUCCCAUACUGACAAGGUACGUUUUCGAAAAUUUGUGUUGCUGAUUUGUGACCCCAAAUCGUCUCUGUGAUGCAUGAAGGCAACUCCACAGGCUCCGCUGCAUUCUACAGGCGGUCUGUCAUGCUCAUGCUCCUACAGCGUAGACGUCUGUCAUGCUAAGCGCCCAGGCCAAAACCUGCCUUCUCAGGCUUGGCAUGGGCCUGCAGUCCUUGCCAGCAAGACACAUCUGAUUGGUGUACGCAGAUCCACCAUCAGAAACUUCGUUUUGAUAUGGGGAGGGGGGAUGUUUCAUUUUGAUAGGUGGGGGCAAGAGUGCGACAAGUAUAACCUCAACCUCGUCGCAACGAAACAUUUCGCGGCGGAAGGAACUGGACGUGGCCAGCAGUCUCUUUUAUACGCUUCCCAUGCACGUGGCGCGGAUGGCCGGGAUGUUCAAAGUGCCAAACGACUUCACCCACCACAGCUGGCAGGCGGACUACGUGGAAACGGUGCUCCGUAACCUGUGGGACCAGCUGGAUAGCAUGCUGCCCAUCCCGCCGAGUUGCGACUACAGCGCGGGUAUCGGCCAGGACUACCCCGGGAACGAUCUGAACCUCUAUCAAAUGGAAAAAUCCCCCCACCCCAUAUCGAAAACGAAAUUUGUGAUGCUGUAUUUGAGUACACAAAUCGAAUUGCAAUGCUAGAAGGCCAAGAGCCGCAGUUGUGGCCUCGUUUGCAGGCAAUUUGUCAUGCUGUUUCCCACUUGCAGUUGCUUCCUGUCAUGCUGAAGAUGCAAGGCUUUCCCACGCCACCCAGCACUACAGUCCGCAUCUUUUCCCUUCUAGCAUGGCAAAGCUGAUCUGUGACUGCAAAUCUGCAUCACAGAUUUCCGUUUUGAUAUGGGGAGGGGGGAUUUUUCUUCUUGAUAACCUCGGGCGCGUCCUUAUCCUGGCAAACAGCACGUUCUCCCAGUGCCUCGCGCUCUGCGCGGAGUUCUUUGAGGGCGAGCGCGACAAGGUAUCCACCGAAUUUGACGCGUUGGGAAACGAAGGGAAGCACAGCAACACGUGCUGGGGAGUGACCUUCAUGGCAAAUGCGGACGAAGUCGACGUUCCUGCUAGAAGAAGUACCACAGCGGAGCAAACAAGUACGAAGGCGAGGACAAUGCCUGCGUGGGUGGAAAAGUUAGGGUACCCGGGAAAUGAUAAUGCGAAUAAAAAACUGUCGGAAAAAGAACUACCAGGUCGUGCAAGAACAGGUGAGAAGCAAAACCACGCGGCAAAAACCAUACAGGGUACGUGUUCCUUGAAAGCGAAGCAGCUCCCUGUAGGCAUCUCGGCCCGCGCAGGUCCGUACCAAAAUCCCACCGCCGUUUCGCUCGUGAUGACGAGACGCUGUCAGCAAGAUAUGUUCACCAACCGGGAGGCCCUGCUCGAGCGCAUGCGCACCCUGAUCUGGCGUGAACAGGGAAGAAAAUCCGACUUGCAGAAACGGCGGUUCUUUCUGCACUACACCGCGGUCACGGAGUUUCUAGAUCCCAGGCGCGGUCGUGGUCGUCGUUCUCCACCACAUGUGGGCGUUAAAAAUCUACUUCCAGAAGAAGAACACGUCGAAUCAAGAAAUGUUGGCCCGACGAUGUGUUUCGACACGCGAGGCGAGGGCAAGCCGACGCCCGAGGUGGCUCUGAGUUUUCUGCACAUGCACCAAAUCGAGGUGGACGGGAUGUUGAAGGCCGGCGACGUCGCUAUUGGCGCGGAAAUGAAGUUGCAAGAAGAUCAAGAACCAGCCCACCGAGACAGCCUGCGUGAUGACGUCGAAGUGGACCCGGAGCACUGGCACAAGACGCAUGUUCGCCCCCCGCGAACGGACCUCCUGGGGCCCCCGAAAGAAGAAUCUUUGCCUCCGCCUGAGGUUGACACAGCAGCGGGGGCUGCAGCUGGAGCUCCUCCUCCCCUUCCGCAGGAAGUUUCACCUGCAGAGCGGGCCCCAUCACAACUGCCUGCGCCGGUAGUUGAAGUGCCGCCCGAAGAAGACGAGGAGGAGGAGCUCGAGGAGGACGUGGAAGUGGUGCCCGCUGUUGAACUCACUAGUACAAUGCGUCCGCCGCAAGAAGAUAAAUUUCCUCUUGCAACCACACCUACAUCAACUCCGGAAAUGGAAGAGAUACAAUCGCCAGAAGCUUUGCCACCAGCAGAGUCAGCAACAGAUGAACAGCAGGUCCAGGAGCCCGCUAAAGUAGCAGAAGCUUUACCUCCCACAUCGAAGCCUGGGGCCGAAAAGAACAUUCGUGAUAGUACUUUGCAGCAAGAUAAGGUUCAUCGUCGAGCCCCGACCUCCGUUUCCGCUUCUACUGCGACGCUACCACCUAGUAGCACCAGUCCCACUUCUACUUCUUAUUCGUCCACUUCUAGUCCUAGCACGUCUACCUCCCCCACCUCGACCAAGCGCGAGUGUACGGAAAAGGAGCGCAUCAUUUUCGGCCCGGAUUGCGACUGGGAUGAAGAAGACGAGAUGGACGCGGGCCGGGUGGCGACCACGGAGGGACUUUCCGAGGCGGAAACGGAGAUUCUGGAUCCGGAGAAAACGGGGAAUUUCAGCAAGGCCGACCUGAUGCUGGCGGAAAACGCGGGCGAAAUCCAGGCAGACACGCGCGGCGACGCUUUAUUGAUCCACAAAGAUUGGCGAGUGGACGAGAAUGCGAGGAAGAAGUUCGAAGAAUUGCGCAAGAAGUGGCAGCGGGAGGAGGCGCAGCAGAGACAAAUGGACGAGAUUGAGGAGGUGCGACGAAGAGCGGAGGAGGAGGAACGCGAGAAGAGGAGGCAGAGGGACGCGGAAUUGAAAAAAAAGGCAGAAGAGUUGGAUAAAACAAGCAGCACAAAAGCUCCAGCGGGUGAAGAAGAUGUUGAGACCACUAAGUCUCCUUCUGGAGGGGACGAUAAGCAUGAUCAAAGUCAGGACAAAAAUGCUGACGAAGGAGGGGAACAAACAGAAAAGCCUGCAACAGGAGGAGAGACGAGCGAAGAUGAGUCCACUACAUCCACUACUUCGACUACUUUUCCGCUAGACACCCCGGAGAAGGACGAGACUUCCGGCGAACAAGACGACAAAGGCGAAGAACAGGGUGGCGGAGGUACUGGCUUUGCGCCAACGGUGGAAGAUGAUGCCUCCCUAGGCCCUCGUCCGGAGUGCAAGUCCAUCGAGGAGUAUCUAGAACCGGACUGUGUGCUGUCGGAGGAAGCGAGGAAAGAUCUAGACAAAAUCGGCAGCACUAAUAUUUUGACGGACAAGGAUAUGGAUCUGUCAGGAUUGAAAUCGUCAAAGUUGAAAUAAUUUGUCAUGCAUAAAAUGGUCGGACAUGCAUGCAUUUCCUGGAUGUCCUUGGUCGGACAUUCCUGUUUGGUGGUAGUAUGGACCCCGUGUGGCUGUAGCGUCUUCCUCCGCCCUGCUUAGGCUGCCGCGCCUCGUGAGUUUCGUGUAAUCGUUGUCCAUUUUGCAAACCGUGCAAUUGGUAUAUCCACACUUGCUCUUCGUAGUACUUCGUCCGUUGACCUUCCCCUCUACUCCCUUUACGUUUCCCCAGGCAGUACUCUUCAUCUAAGCUGAUCUUACCUGUUUUACGAAUUUACUUUGAGUUAGCCUCUCAUUACUUUCUCCCUUAUCUUAUGUCUUUCCUCAGAAGUGCGUUGGCGCGCCCUGCUUUUCUGCAUGCACCAUCAGAAGUGCAUUGAAUCGCGGCGGGAUAAUUACGAAAAAAAUUUCCUCUUUGCAUCGACUCUUGGUGGGAUAAUUACGAAAAAAAUUUCCUCUUUGCAUCGCGGCGGGAUAAUUACGAAAAGUCUUUCACUUUGCAUCGACUCUUGGUGGCUGCUUCCCACCGGCGGAGAGUAUAAAGAUGUAAAACAUGAGCUGUUGACCACUGGGUCGCCGCAGCGUAGUGCUUGCACGCACCAUCAGAAGUGCGUUAGCACGCCUUGCUUUUCUUGCGCACACCAUCAGAAGUGUGUUGAAUCGCGAGCGUAUGAUGAUGAUGAUGAUUUCCUAGUUUCCAGGAUAUGUCUCACAUAUCUUGCUUUUCCUGCUUUCCCUGCAUGACAAACCACGUUUUCGGUAUGACUGUAUGUGUAGCUUCUAGUUGUUUGUCAUGCUGAUUUUCGAUAGAUGGUUCUUUUUCUAUUGCUCUGUCGCGUGACGCGUAUCUCCUGAUGCGCGUCACGGUUUCGGACGGUGCCGGUGUGGCUGAUUACCAUCUCUCCCCCGGUGCCCUAUGCAUGUGGCCGCCCUUCCUAAUGAUAAAAACUGCUAUUUGCAUUAUAUGCUCGCCAAAUUUUCAUAUCGAUACUACCACUAUCCGACUCUCUGUCGUCCCGCACUUACUUUAGAUAGAAAAAUUUUAUUGGUUUACGUAACCGGGGGCGGUGUGUCGUCUGCGGCGGAUGAUGACAGUGUACGCAUUCAAAGAACUUCAUGGCUUUUGGGGCUGCUUCCCCUUAGGUCUAGUAUCACUUGACCCAAGGCACUGAUCCGCUAAACGCACACCGUACGCCUCGCCCGCUCGGGGAUAGCGUAUCUCUAGACAGUGCUCUUGCUGCGGAGUGCUCGGCGAUUCGCGCCGUACUUAAUUCUACUGCGCGUAAGUCUUUCACUUUGCGUGGACUCUUGGUGGCUGCUACCACCGCGGGAGAGUAUAAAGAUGUAAAACAUGAGCCAUUAGCCACUGGGCUGCGGUGGCGUAGUGCAUGCACGCACCAUCAGAAGUGCGUUUGCACGCCUUGCUUUUCUUGCAUGCACCAUCAGAAGUGCAUUGAAUCGCGAGCGUAUGAUGAUGAUGAUUCCUACAGCACUUCGUAUUUGCCUGCCGUUUACUCUCCUAUGGUAACUUGACCUUCUAUUUCCUCUCUCUACUCUUGUUUGGGUUUCGUUGUGACGGAAAGUAUAGUCUUUGCACAGCAACGUGAAUCCGAUUUACUUGCUGCUGCUGUGUAUGUUUUGUAUGACAUGCUACCAAGUAUGUCUUUGCCUUUCGUGAAAAUGUGUGAUGAUUUGUAUGGUUGCCUGCGCUUCGUUGCUACUGCACUUCCUUCGUUAGUACCUGUUUCCUCGUAUGGAGCUAGAUCGCAAAUUCGUACGCUCCUCAUUCCGAAAAGUCCGAUCUUCCCUGCCUUCCCCUCAUGCCCACGUAGAUGUAGGUCGCUACCCUUUUACUUCCUCUCUGCCGUGUAGUUUUGUCUUCUUAUUUGUUUCAUCCUUGUACUAGCGCUAGUUCGCGGAACCCGCUUCCUCGCAGGGGCAGCUGUUUUUUUUUCCGCCUUGCCAGCGGGUUUGUUUGGGGGGAUACGACAGUAUCGGCGUCGGGGGAAAUCGCCGAUGGGAUACGACCGCAGUGUGACAAGCCAGGCGGGGAAAAUAGUGAAGCUUCGGGUCUCGCAGCUCCACUUCUCCGUCUUACUUCCGUCUUCGUCCAGCUUCCUCUUCUUUCUUCUUCCGCCUUUUUCCGCUGGGGUUCGUCUUUGCAUGACAUCGAGGGACUAAGGGCGUAAUAGCUUAACUUUAUUGGUUUACGUAACCGGGGGCGGUGUGUCGUCUGCGGCGGAUGAUGACAGUGUACGCAUUCAAUGAACUUCAUGGCUUUUGGGGCUGCUUCCCCUUAGGUCUAGUAUCACCUGACCCAAGGCACUGAUCCGCUAAACGCACACCGUACGCCUCGCCCGCUCGGGGAUAGCGUAUCUCUAGACAGUGUCCUUGCUGCGGGGUGCUCGGCGAUUCGCGCCGUACAUAGUUUUGCGGUGCGUGAGUUUUAGACUUUGCAUCGACUCUUGGUGGCUGCUUCCCACCGCGUGAGAGUAUAAAGAUGUAAAACAUGAGCUGUUGGCCAUUGGGUCGCCGCAGCGUAGUGCUUGCGCGCACCAUCAGAAGUGCGUUAGCACGCCUUGCUUUUCUUGCGCACACCAUCAGAAGUGUGUUGAAUCGCGAGCGUAUGAUGAUGAUGAUUCCUUUAUUGGUUUUAGUAGGGCGUGAUGCCAACGGGGACGGACAGCCCUUAGAACUCCGAUUUCAUGCAUAAAAUGCAAGGCAUAAAGUUCCUUUUCUUGCGCAGAUGGCAAGCGAGGCAGAUUGUGAGCCUAUUUAGGGUUUGGGAUAGAGCAGCUAAAGAAGCACGACAAAAGCAGUCUUCUGUGCCCAAACAGCAUGACAAAUUGGAUUCCGGUGCUCCGAAGAUUUGUCAUGCGCCGCUUGGAAAUUGGUCUUCCAACUGGUAUCCAUUUUAUGCAUGACAAAUCAUUUCAACUUUGACGAUUUCAAUCCUGACGCUUCCAUAAAGGAACGCGAACGCCUGGAUCCGGACGACGAGGGUGUUUUCCGCAAGCUGAAGCUGAUCGGUCUGUACAAACGGGGACUCAUCACCCGGAAACGGCUGGACUACUUGCUGCUCAACUGCAAAUUUGUUCCUCCAGACGAGCGGGAUAGAUUGUUCCCCGAUCGUCCCGAUCUAUUUGCGUCGAAAGAGGAUCAGAACACGACCACAGCCGAGCCACCACUGGUGCGGGAGCCACGGGCGGAGAGAAGUUCUUCUUCAAACACAGGAGACGGAAAGCUCACGACUAGAUCCGACAAAACAACGACCGAAGAGUUGUCCUGUUUCGGCGGCAUCUGGAUGUGGUUCAUUCUGUCUGGCUUGAUUAUCGCGGGCACGUUGCUGCUAGCCUGCGUGUGCUGCCGGUUGGGGCCUUGGAAGUCGGGCGAGGCGGAGAUCGACCUGCUUCUGCUGAAUUUGCACGAAGGAGGUAAAAAGCCUCCUCCGGGCGGCACAACCACGGGAACGAAAGGUCAGGACGACCUGGAGCGCGGCCCGUCCCCGUCGAACCAAGCGGAGCUGCGAGCUGAGGGCUUGGAGAACUUCGGGCCUGCUUUCGGGGGCGCAGAGAUCCCGGACAUUCAGCUGUCGGCAAAGAAGAAAAAAGCGAAGGCAAAAGCCAAGAGAAAGAAGAAGGGGGUCGGAUUUGCGGAUGUGGGAGACGGGGAUGACGAGGAGGACAACGAGGACGGCGCGGGAGACAAUUCCGACGAUCAGAAUCAGUUUCUCGGGGUGGAAACCGCGAUCCGGGAUGACUCGCGGGACACUGCGCAGGCGGACGGGAAGGUGGGGGUGCUGGAAAACUUCCAGUAUGGCGGCGAGGUGGUGAAAAAGCCGAAAAGAGCCAAGGACUUGGCGGCAGAAAACCUGCUGGGCCAGUUUGAAACGGCCACUGCGGCGGACGGUACGGUGGGAAAGCUGGAGGGGUUUGAGAAGGGUGGCGAAGUGCGAAAGAAACCGAAAUUGCCGAGCUUGGGCGUCGAGAACGUGACCUCUUUGCACGCGAACCGAUAUGAAAUUCUUGAGGUUGCAAAAAUAGAAAAUCCUUUUUUGGUCUCCGCGGUUUUGGAGAGGAAUGUUGCGACCACGUAUGGAGUUGUAAUUUGGGAGCGUUGUUUCUAUUUGAACAGUUUGACUUUAAGUUUCAUGCUGUAGUUAGGCAUUUACCGGAGCCUCCGAAUGGAGCCUUUUAACAGGUCCAAUGGAUUUAGAAAUUUUGAAUUUGCAACCUGCAUAAUGGAAGCGAGGAGGGCAAAAUCGAAAACGUUGGGGUCCUAAUCGGGUUCGAGAAGGGUGGUGAGGUCCGGAAGAAACCGAAAGCGCCGGACCUCGGCGUGGAAGACGCGGGCCCAACCGAGGUUCUAUUGGACGGCAAAACCGAGAACGUGGGGGUCCUGAUUGGCUUCGAGAAAGCAGGAGUUGCGAAAGUGAAAAAGAAGAAAGAUGACAAUAAACAUCCGUCGCAGUAUGAUAAAGCGACGGACAGUCACUCCGAUCCACACCGCGAUGACCACAACUUGGAUCCGACGUUGGACCAAUUUUCCGCGGCGAAAGAUGACGGCACGUCGCUAGGAGUAACAGUCGAGUACGUCAAGGAAAAGCAUGAUGCUUUCUUCAAUCGGAACCCGCGACACUUCCUAUUACAGUGAAAAGUGCCCCCCACCCCUGACAUUGCAAAAGUUUGUGAUGCGAAGUUUCCAAAUGAAAACUUUUUGUCAUGCAUGAAAGGAGCAUGAAUCUUUCUGAUGCAGAGCCUCGGCGUGUAUCGCAUCGCUUGCAUGACAAGCGCCGCCCUUGCUGGGAUCUUUUGCAAUACAAAUCUUUGCUAUUCACGAUUGGAAAUCUGUGAUGCUGAUAGAUGCAAGAGAGCGAGUGCUUCUUUUGGAAAGAGUUGCAAUGCAAAUGCUUUCAAGUUGAGGGGUGGGGGCAUUUUUCAUUGUAAUACUUCCGGGCCGGCGAGGGCGUGGCGACCAGUCCAGCUCCGGUCGCCGGAUAUCAUGUGGAAAAGUAUCGUACUCGUCAUACUGUUACUGAUUGAGAUUGGCAUCAUGCAUGACUACCUUAUUCAGCAUAAUGAAUUUUUGCAGUCGAUUUACAAACAUACACUAGUACGAUGAUUGUGCCAUGCAUACCGGAAUGGGGCCAGUGAUUCCCCUAUCAAAUGAGAAUGUGUGUGGGUAUGGAAGAGUGCAAGACUUGUCAUGCAGGGCCUAGUACGACAGAUUUGAUUGACUCUGCGAGGUUUUCUGAUGCCCAUCCUGUAUGCGAAACUUCUUCGCAACUUUAUCAAAAAUGAGCAACUUUUGGUUCUGGGGUCACGCAAGACAGAUCUUUGUGUGGCCCACGGCAGGCUGCGUCACAAGUUUGCAAUGUUCCAGACCCCGACUGACAUAUUUCCAUUGCAUAUCCCUUUAUGUCGAACUUAGAGGAGAUGGAGCAGCAGAGGAAAAUCAACAACGAAAAGCCGCUGGAGGGAGAGGCUUUGGCGGAGAAGAAGAAAACCCAGCAGCUCAGCACUGCUUUGAAAAAAAUCGGCUUCACCGACGCCUAUUCGGAGUUCGCAGCGAGACAAAUCGUCGCCGGUAACAAGCGCACGGCCGGCGGAGAUGUAGUUGAGGGGGAAUACUACAGCCAAUCUGGCGCAGCCGUGCUGACCUCUGAUGCAACGACCGGCCAAGUGCCCGUCGCGGAGCCGGGGAAGGUCACGGGGUUCCACCCGAUUCCGGAGCCGAAGGACGGGUUCGCGCACAUCCUGGCGCAGCACGAGGAUUUGGCGCAGAUGGCGUUGGGCGACCAAAUGCUGGCGAGAGAGCUCGGAAUGGAGAUCGAGGUGUCCGAGUGGAAUGGGUUGGCGAAGGUCGGGCCGGAGCAUUUGGCGAUUUUGGAAAAGAUGGCAGAAAAAAAGAUUACGGAGCUGAAUCUAGACAAGGGGGAGGAAAAUGAUCCUGAUGCGAAAGCAAAAAAGCCCUCCGCUUCCACUUCCACGCCGCGCGGCAGAGCAGCAGCGGGGGAGAAAAAAAAGAAGAAAAGCGCCAGAAAUGCGACACCGACGAGAAAUGCGACACCGACGAGAAACAAAACGCCGUCGCACGGCAGUGCGGAUACAGUAACGACUUCGGGUCGGGGCACCCGGACAACCGAGCAAAUCGCAGUAUCUAGCAAGCGAGAAAACAACCGUGCGGAGACCCCGGUUGGGGGCGGAGGGGGGAAGAAGAGUAAGAAAAGUAAUCGCUCGAUAAAUGGUACAGCCGCAGAGUAAGUAGGUUGGCAACACGAUGUAGAUGGGGAGGAGAGGAGCGAUUUGUGGUUCUAUUUCGUGAAGAUGUCAGAGAAAAAGAGUGCGGAACAAAGGAUUUUUUGAUAUACAGUACUAUGAAUACAAGUACAUUACGAGAUGCAUUUCAGGAUUCUAAAUUACUAGAUUUUUCAUGGCUAUUGGCACAAUAGGUGCAUGGUCUGUUUACCUUGAAAUCACAAUUACUACCAGCUGAACGUUAGAGUUUCACAGACAUUUGCACACAAAAACGAUAACGGUGUUGAUACUAGAAAAAACUGUCACACGAUGUUUUACUUUUCUUGCGGGAUCUUUUUGAACACGUCUUGCUUUUGAUUUCAACACUUAUCUAUCACGAGCCUUUCAAUGUAUGAUCACGAGUAGUUGAAUUGAUUUGUUUAUGGUUGGAUUUUUUUCUUGUACAAAAAGUUUUACUGACAGAAUGUUUCAUGCAAAGUCAAUGGUUUGUCUCGGCCGCUUCUAAAACUGUACCUAGUAGGUGAUGAAAAUGGUGAAGACAAAAACCGCAGUUGCACGGGAAUGGCGUGGACUACAGCUCCGACGCCACAGUUUCCUUAUUGCGGUUAUGUUUUUCCACGACGAUUUCGAUUUUGCAGGUUGAUAAAUAGAUUCGGCACGCUGUCCGCGACCUCGUAUGUGCAGUAGUUCGUGGGGUUUCCAGUUUUGCUGUCUGUUGAAAAAGAAAGAAGUUCUAACGCUAAACGCAAACAAACCAUUUUAUGACCGAUCCUGGAGCUGC
Molecule: messenger RNA, 11599 nt
Organism: Amoebophrya sp. A120
Lineage: Eukaryota; Dinophyceae; Syndiniales; Amoebophryaceae
Source: the annotation of a GenBank genome assembly